Varanus komodoensis (Komodo dragon) is the source of this 1077-nucleotide messenger RNA. Its product is annotated as protein piccolo-like. Gene Ontology annotation, cellular component: membrane; axon; cytoskeleton of presynaptic active zone. The transcript has 9 exons. Gene Ontology annotation, biological process: protein localization to synapse; presynaptic active zone assembly. The coding region runs from base 1 to 1077 and encodes 358 amino acids. Lineage: Eukaryota; Metazoa; Chordata; Lepidosauria; Squamata; Varanidae. Gene Ontology annotation, molecular function: structural constituent of presynaptic active zone. The record is from RefSeq and is a predicted model, not a curated record.
AUGAAGAGGUCCAGAGUAUCAUCAGUCAACAGAGUGGGGAAGCAGAAAUAUGUAGAUCUCAGCAUGUUGUCAGAUGCCGAAAAUCCACAACAUCUGGAAUUACUUGAGCCAGGAAAGCCUGUGGAGAAAACAAAGUCCCCGGGUGUUGAUCCUAAGCAACUGGCUGCAGAGCUACAAAAGGUUUCUCUGCAGCAGGCCCCAAUGAUGGCUUCCUCGGCCAUGGAAAAGGGCUCCUAUGCACAUUCCGGAACAGCGUCAGCCAACUCUAGCUCCAUUCCAAGCCCUGGCCAGCCUGGUUCUCCUUCAGUCAGCAAGAAGCGGCACACUGGCAGCAAGCCCACUGAAGCAUCAAAGUCUGGAUCCCAUCCAAUAACUGGGGAAAUUCAGCUUCAAAUCAACUAUGACAAGCACCUUGGUAAUCUAAUCAUUCACAUUCUUCAAGCAAGAAACCUUGCUCCCCGGGACAACAAUGGCUAUUCUGAUCCUUUUGUCAAAGUCUACCUUCUACCUGGAAGAGGCAUUGAGAACAAGAGGAGGACAAAGUAUGCACAGAAGAGCUUGAAUCCUGAAUGGAACCAGACAGUCAUUUAUAAAAAUAUCUCCAUGGAGCAGCUGAAGAAGAAAACCCUGGAAGUUACUGUCUGGGACUAUGACAGAUUCUCUUCAAAUGACUUCCUUGGUGAGGCAUUAAUUGAACUGUCUAGUGCCUCUCAACUGGACAAUACUCCACGGUGGUAUGCUCUGAAGGAACAGAGUGAAAGCAUUGAUCAUGGGAAAUCCUAUUCUGGGCAGAGCACCCAGCAGUCCCCAAAACCAUCCGUCAUCAAGAGCCGAAGCCAUGGCAUUUUCCCUGACCCAUCAAAGGACAUGCAGGUGCCCACCAUUGAAAAGUCCCACAGCAGUCCAGGAAGCUCCAAAUCUUCUUCUGAAGGACACCUGCGCUCUCACGGACCAUCCCGCAGCCAAAGCAAAACCAGCGUCACUCAAACUCACCUUGAAGAUGCUGGGGCGGCCAUCGCUGCUGCUGAAGCAGCUGUCCAACAGCUCCGCCUUCAACCAAGUAAAAGACGCAAAUAA